Molecule: messenger RNA, 873 nt
Organism: Penicillium lagena
Lineage: Eukaryota; Fungi; Ascomycota; Eurotiomycetes; Eurotiales; Aspergillaceae
Product: bZIP transcription factor
Exons: 3
Coding region: 1-873 (290 amino acids)
Biological process (GO): regulation of DNA-templated transcription
Molecular function (GO): DNA-binding transcription factor activity
Source: RefSeq, a predicted model, not a curated record
AUGCACCGGUCUAACAACUAUGACACCCGGCCGUCAGGCUCGCGGUCCAGCCACAGCAACAGCAGCGCUUUCAGUCCCAACGCCAACCCUAACGAGGACUGGACCAAGAUCUCAGACCUAGCAGAGCGCCGGCGUAUACAGAACCGCAUCGCCCAGCGGAACUACCGCAAGAAGCUCAAGCGGCGCCUGGAAGAUCUGGAGAGGCGAGCAGGCUCCUCCGACUCCCCUGAGCACGAGCAGUCCGAAGAGCCCGAGCCGCCGAAGGCUGCUCCAAAGACUCGUACACGGACUCGAGCGUCCAAAUCUACUUCAGACAUCAAACCUCAAGUAUCCCACCCUGUCCCAGAACGGCCGGUGCCGUAUGAGUUUUACGCAACGCCAGACGAUCGCAGCGCCCUGUUCGCCCAGCAAUGCACCACCCGACAACUAUCUGCAUCGCCGCCUCCUGCUUUCUCCUAUCCCUCUCUUCCGUCCUAUGAUGGCUACCGCCAGCCUAUCUUUUCACAAUCGCCGAUGUAUCACGGCCUCGCCAACGGUUACAACGAGCUCCCAUUCCAGCCCGACUUCGGAGAGCACAUACCAUCCAUUGUUUCGGUGCCGGCGAAUAUGAGGAAGCAGUCUAGUUUCGGUGACGAGGACAUCAUCAGUCCGUUCAGUAUGAGCUACGCCACCAUGGCGGGAAUCGAUCUUUGUUCGCACCAGCAGCCAGAAUCGGGACCGAUUCCCGCGCUCUCGUACAGCUUUCCUGAUGACCAGCGAGCUCCGUCAACGUCCCCUGAAACGUCGAUCCUGACCUUCCCUCUCACGCCAGAGUCAGACCCCUGCUCGCCCCGAUCCAUCCCAGGAAUGUACGAGUAUGAUCUGCGACCAUGA